AUGGACAUUCACCGAUCGCGCUUCGUGCCAUUCCCACCUUCCGCGAUUAAUGCGCUCGCUUUCUCUCAUACCGAACCCACUCUUGGAAACAAAGAUCCUGAGGGUCUGAGACUUGCUGUCGGACGGGCGAAUGGAAACAUUGAAAUCUGGAACCCAGCGAACGGCGCAUGGCAACAGGAACAGGUGUUUUAUGGAGGCAAGGAUCGCAGCGUCGAAGGCCUGGCAUGGACGCAAGAGCCGGACAUAAAAGAUAGCAAGGGCAGAACAACGCCAGGAAGGUUGCGCCUGUUCAGCAUUGGGUAUUCCAACAGUGUUACGGAAUGGGACGUCGCCACGGGUCUGCCUGCCAGGCAUUCAGAUGGCAACAAUAGUGAGGUGUGGUGUUUCGCAGCCCAGCCGAAGUUCUCCAAGUACGCCAAAGGACCCGAAGCAGAGGAGGAUACGCCCCAGAAGCUAGUCGCAGGCUGCGCAGACGGAACUUUGGUGCUCCUCUCGACCGCAGACAACGAUUUGAGGUUCGAAAAAUUCGUCGCGCGGUCAAUGGUCAAGAAAGCCCGAGUACUGAGUGUCACGUUUAAAGACCGGAGGACCGUCAUCGCCGGCUUCGCCGAUAGCACAAUACGGGUCUAUGACACAAGGAACGGCUUUGUGAUCAGGAAUAUUUCACUCGGCAACAGAGGUCCUGGGGGCCCGCGCGAGACCCUGGUCUGGAAAGUGAGGACAUUGCCAAAUGGUGGCUUCGUAUCCGGCGAUUCCAAUGGAGACAUCUGCAUUUAUGACGGCAAGAACUACAGCCAAACACAACGCAUAUCGGCCCACGAAGCGGACGUACUCGACCUUGCAGUGUCUCGCGACGGAACCAAGAUAUUCAGCGGGGGUAUGGAUUGCCGGACGAGCUACUACACGUGCAAUCAGCGCGGAAAGUGGCGCGAAGUAUCUCACCAGAGAUAUCACGACCACGACGUAAAGGCAAUGGCUGCAUAUGAUGGGGCAGGUCUUAGUGUCGCAGUGUCCGGAGGCAUUGAUACCCAGCCUAUUGUUCUUCCCAUCCGAAAUUUUGGGAAGGAACUUAGCCGUGGUCUUCCUGCUCUACCCCAGUCACCAUCAUUGCUAAGUGCUCCCGAUGCCCGCCUUAUGGUCAGCUGGUGGAAUUGUGAGAUCCGUGUAUGGAGGGUCAAGGCCCAGGAUGACAAUGUCGAAAAGCCAAAAGUUGUCGCCCGUUUGGCUUUGCAAGGCGACGAGAAUAUUUCAUCAGUCAGCAUUACGCGAGAUGGUGGGCUUUUGGCAGUCUCCACGGUAAGAGAAGUCAAGCUUUUCCAAUUGCUCGAAACAAACACAGAAGCAGGCUCAGGCCUCCGCAUCAGGAAGCUUGAGCUACCUUCGUCCUUGGGUGCAAAACUUGUGAGAUUUACACCAGACGGCAAGUGGCUAGCUAUUAUCAACGUGGCGAACGAGGUGUCUAUGUUACGUAUCGUUCGAACCGAAGACGAGCGACCGCGAGCUCUCCACAAACCCCUCCAUCUAUACCGACUAGAUAGGGACGAUGACCCAUUAGAUCCUCUCAGCAGCCCCUCCGGCUUGUACAGCAGGUCCAUAUCGCAGGCCGAAUUUUCUCAGGAUGGGUCGGUCUUUGCUGUAGCUGAUAUAGCAGGCUACGUAGACACAUGGGUUACAGAAGGACACGAGGAUGUUACUGCGCCUGAAGUUGACGUGUCUGAAAACGACGCUGCACCUGUUGACGAUGAUGAUUCUGAGGAUGAGGAAGGUCCGCAGGAGCGAAUUACAUUUCUCGGUCAGCGGUGGGUACGUAACCCAUCUGCGCAUCUGUUUCCACGUUUCAGAUCCGCACCCGCUUUGCUAUCAUUCGAACCCACGUCGGUCAGUAAUUCCCGGCCCGAGCCCCGAGGCAACCCAGCGGUGCAUCCCACACGAGGCAAUCCCCACCCGCAUUCGCACGAGAUACCAGAUACAGAACAUCGCCUCCUAGUGGUGUCUGCCGACCAGGAACUGUAUCUUUUUGACGUUCUAGCCGGUCGCUUGUCAGAGUGGAGCAGACGAAACCCGCCAUCCAGCUAUCCAGCGCAGUACCGAAUCCUAAAGUCUCCGGCCAAAGGGUGCAUUUGGGAUGCCAUUCAGCGACGCGUAUGGCUGUAUGGGGAGGGGUGGUUAUUUAUGUUUGACUUGAACAAAGACCUCCCCAUCCCGGAGUCUAUCGAGACGCAAGAUUCGAUCAAUGGGGAGGAGUCGGAUAGCAAGGCGUCAAAGAAGCGUAAGAGGGAAGGCGCAAGUAGGGGUGUCAAUGGUGCAGGUGAUGCGGUGCCCGAGAAGGAUGCGCCGGUAACGAAGAUGCGGCGAUUUGACAGCGCAGAGGACGACGAGUCGAAAACACUAACAGAGAUCGGUUUACACGAUGCACAGAUGGGCGACUCUGACAACGAAAUGGACGGUGAACAAGGAGCUUUGGUUAGUCUUCGAAGAUCACGAGAAGAGGUUGACGCAACGAAUGGAGCAAACGAUGAUGUGGCACAAGACACAGAUGGCGCCCUGGAACAACAAAGACGCACACCGGAGCCUUGGUGGCACACGUUUCAGUACCGACCUAUACUAGGAAUAGUACCCAUAGGGAAAGAAGGCCAACCGCUCGAAGUAGUCCUUGUGGAGAGGCCUUCGUGGGAACUGGACCUUCCCCCACGCUUCGUAGGCGCACACGAAUAA
Didymosphaeria variabile is the source of this 2715-nucleotide messenger RNA. It is a transcript of the gene UTP4, whose product is annotated as U3 small nucleolar RNA-associated protein. The coding region runs from base 1 to 2715 and encodes 904 amino acids. Gene Ontology annotation, cellular component: small-subunit processome; 90S preribosome; t-UTP complex. Lineage: Eukaryota; Fungi; Ascomycota; Dothideomycetes; Pleosporales; Didymosphaeriaceae. Gene Ontology annotation, molecular function: RNA binding; protein binding. The transcript is spliced from 2 exons. The record is from RefSeq and is a predicted model, not a curated record. Gene Ontology annotation, biological process: maturation of SSU-rRNA from tricistronic rRNA transcript (SSU-rRNA, 5.8S rRNA, LSU-rRNA).